AUCCAAGAAAUCGUGGAGAGAAGAACGAGGAAGAAGAAGAAGAAGGAAGAGAGGUUUUAGAGAUCUCAGAUCAAAUUAACAUGAUCGCGUAAUAUGGGCUUGAAAGGCGUCUCCUCGGCGCCCGGCGAUUUCGUCUACUUCAAGUCUCAGGUCCCCCUUCACCGGAUUCCCAUUGGCACAAAGCAAUGGCGGUACUAUGAUUUUGGCCCUAAAGUUGUACCUCCUCUUAUCUGUCUUCCUGGAAUAGCGGGGACGGCAGAUGUCUACUACAAACAAAUUAUGUCUUUGUCAAUGAAGGGUUACCGGGUAAUUUCUGUUGAUAUUCCACGCGUGUGGAAUAAUCAAGAGUGGAUUCAAGCAUUUGAGAAGUUCUUGGAUACUAUAGACGUUCAUCACAUACAUCUUUAUGGCACUUCACUUGGGGGAUUUCUAGCGCAACUUUUUGCUCAACAUCGUCCAAGGCGUGUUAAAUCUUUGAUAUUAUCUAAUUCAUAUCUUGAGACUAAAAGCUUUUCUGCAGAAAUGCCAUGGGCUCCAAUUGUUGGUUGGGCCCCCUCAUUUUUGCUGAAAAGGUAUGUCUUAACAGGAAUUCGUGAUGGCCCACAUGAACCUUUCAUUGCAGAUUCGGUGGACUUUGUUGUUUCUCAGGUGGAAAUGCUUUCUAAAGAAGAUUUGGCAUCAAGGCUUAGCCUAACAGUUGAUGAUGCCUCAGUUGGACCCCUUCUUCUUCCAGAUUCGUCUAUUACCAUAAUGGAUACAAAUGACUAUUGUGCGGUUCCACUGCAACUCAAAGAUCAACUGAACGAAAGAUAUUCUGGAGCCAGGAGAGCAUACUUGAAAACAGGGGGUGAUUUCCCAUUUCUUUCACGUCCUGAUGAAGUUAACUUGCAUCUUCAGCUGCAUAUGAGACGUGUUGGGGUAGAAGCCCGGCCAGAUUUGAUCCAGGUUGUUCCCAAAGGAGGUAGUGACAGUGGUCCUAGUGAAAAGAAGGAUGAAAUGGGUGGCGAAGAUGACGCACACAAAGAUGGCAAAGAUCGCAAUGAAAGCUUGCCUUCGGAAGGGCAGAUACCUCCAGCGCCAGAGAGCUCAGAAUCUCAUAGCUUGGAGGAUCAGCCACUAAACAAUGCCGCAGCUUGUUAUUUGGGUGGUGAGAUGCUUUUAUCGACUCAUGGAGAAGAUAAAGUACUUGAAGUAGUUGAAGAGAUAUUACUACGGUAUGUGCACAUGAUUUGUGUAACUUGUUCGUUGUUAGGCAUGAACGAAGCUGCUUCAUGCCACUUCUUAUCAUUGAUGCCAAACAGGUAGGAGUAAACUGGUCCGCUGCACAUAGUUGCGUACGAACUUUGUAAGUUUUGUUGUGUUCAGUGUGAUUCCUCGGUCUCUGUUUCACUAAAUUCUUUUUUCUUUUUUUCUUCCUUACAUUUGAACUUGAUUUGUUGUAUAUUUUUUUUUUUUACCAUGAUUGUCAUUUCGUCGAGGUUCAGAUAUUGUAGUUCUCGGACAAGGUAUAAAUAUAGACCAGGCAGAUUUUCUGAAAGGAAA
This is a messenger RNA of Momordica charantia (bitter melon), 1542 nucleotides long. RefSeq names its product alpha/beta-Hydrolases superfamily protein. The record is from RefSeq and is a predicted model, not a curated record. Lineage: Eukaryota; Viridiplantae; Streptophyta; Magnoliopsida; Cucurbitales; Cucurbitaceae.